Marchantia polymorpha subsp. ruderalis is the source of this 1756-nucleotide messenger RNA. The record is from the annotation of a GenBank genome assembly. Lineage: Eukaryota; Viridiplantae; Streptophyta; Marchantiopsida; Marchantiales; Marchantiaceae.
UCGCGUCGCUCUUUCUGCUUCGCCCCACGUCCCUCGCCUCGGGUCCCAACGUCCAUCGGCCGACCGGUUUCGAUGUCUGCGCCUCCUUCCUCCGGCCGCGAGCAGUGCCUCUUCCUCCUUGCCGUCUGCGAGUCUCGCCCUCACCCUCGUACUCGAUCCGCCUCGUCCAUGGCUCGCUAGGAGGUUCGUCAGGUGAUCUCGCGUGGAAUGAUCCCGUGCGCUGUGGAAGUCAAGCGGCGAGGUUUUGUAAGGUUUUAGUGCGCGGAUCGAGUAGAAGUCCAGGGCAGGAAUCAGGAUAAUUCGGAAGGGCAUAGGAGAAGGGAAGGGAAGGGAAGGACAGGGCAGGGCUGACUCGCUCAUCGUCUGCAGCUCGUUGAGCAGCGAGUGAACAUGCCAACGUGCAUGGCCGGAGGAUUGUGCAUUUCGACCUUGAUCGAUCCGACUUGCAGGGCGCUCUCGGUCUCGGACAAAUGUGUCGUCGUCGGUAGGAGCGGGCUCGCCGGGCUCGGCGUAGGGCAAUUGUCUGGAUGGAAGAAUCUCCCUCGAUCAACAGCACCUGGCCUCAACAAAAUUGGCCAGGCCGUGGUGAGCGUGAGGGCAGAGGGGUCCGGAAGCUCGGGGCCCAGCGGGACCUCGACGAGUGUCGUCGAUAAGAAGAACGAGGAGCGCAAGUCCGAAGCGGACGCGCUGGUGGACGGGAUGACGUUCAGCGAGCUCUGCGACGAGUUCGAGUGCAUCAGCAGCCCCGCCGUGGAGAAAACCGCGCGCCAGUUGGCCCGAGACCUCCUCGAGCUCCGCGAGGACAAGCGCACUCUGUCGACGUACGCCGUGUUCGUGAACUACAAGGACCCUCUGAGAUCUUUCAAAGGUCGCGACAAGUUCAAAAGGCCUUCGUGGAUCAAAGCGACUCUCAACAAUCCUACUGUGGCGGUUCAGCAGAUGCAGAUGGUCUCGACGAGUAUGUUGAACAUCAAGUGGACACUUCGGGGAACCCCUAAGUUACCUCCGGCUUCGGUCGUCGGCGGAGAGCUGGUGUUGAAUGUGACCUCUUACUUCACGCUUAACCAAAUCAGUGGCCAAGUGACGGACCAGGUCGACGAGUGGGACCUGUCAGGCUCGUCCCCCAUAACUCUAGCGUAUUUCUACGCCACCAAAUUAGCCUACUUGGCUGCUGAGUCCGGCAAAGACUUCGGCGAGUCUGUCAGUAACCUGAGCAAAAUGAUGGACAAGAAGGAGGACAACUCCAAUAUUUAUUCCGACCCAACGGACCCCCGAAAGUUUUUCCAAGUCGACGAUAAUCCACAGAAGGACAUCUAUCAAGUGGGCUUCGUGAUCGCCUUGAUAUAUCUCUUGGUUCAGUUCCUGAAGCUCACGCUCUGAAAAUUCAUGCAUGAAAUCUACGCGCAUGUGGAGUUGUAAAACAUUUAGCACAUGAUUGGCAAUUAUGGUAUGUAGAGCAGGGCAAGGUUGGUUCUCGGUGAAAGGGGAUGCUGCUGCUACUCAACAUCUGCGCUCAAGUGUAAUUGUAUCUUUAAUCGUCAUUCUGCCUCCCUGAAUCAUGUAGAGAUAGAUCAGGUGCCAGGGAAGGCAAGGUGUAUGCUAUAUCAAUCAAUGUAUCAUCUACCCUCUGCGGUGAGAUAUUUGGAGAAACACAGUGGAUCUCGUAUGUUUCAAUCCCAAGACCUGAAGUUGUGGAAUGAGGUUCAACUGUGUUUGUGACAGCAGCUUCAGUUCUAGCUUCGUGCAUGGCCACGUC